Pochonia chlamydosporia 170 is the source of this 5346-nucleotide messenger RNA. RefSeq names its product chitin synthase 6. The transcript is spliced from 3 exons. The record is from RefSeq and is a predicted model, not a curated record. The coding region runs from base 1 to 5346 and encodes 1781 amino acids. Gene Ontology annotation, molecular function: cytoskeletal motor activity; ATP binding; chitin synthase activity. NCBI's taxonomy places the organism in Eukaryota, Fungi, Ascomycota, Sordariomycetes, Hypocreales, Clavicipitaceae. Gene Ontology annotation, cellular component: cell periphery; cell septum; myosin complex.
AUGGCGAACCGCAUGUCCAUAUUCUCAGUUGGCUCUGAAGGCGUUAGUAAUCAGCGAGCAGGUGGCCCUCAGACUGCACAGGUUUCGACGACUACCUUGCUGAACGCCAUACACAACAUCUAUCUCGCCUCUCAGCCUCAUCAAUUAGAAUCCAGCACCAGCUUGGUUGUCAAUACCUGGCUGACUGCCGCUCAAGCAAACCCUACUGUUGACCCUACACUCGCUACCAAAGCCUGGGAACACGCACGUCGACGAGCCGAAGAUGGAUGUGUUAUUCUUGGCUCUCUUCAUCAGUCAACGCCGUCUGUCUUGACUCCAUUUCUCACCAGCUUUCCAUUCUCGAUUCCGUCUACGGUCUACAAAGCCCUUGAUGCUGUUCAACCUUUUCUUCGAUGUGUGACUCCAUACAAUCCUUCCACGCCACGACAAGCAGCCUUGGGUAUAACGUUGACUCUGAACCUGGCUGGAAACCUUACUGCCGCAUCGCUUGCCCUUUCUCAGGGGGGCAUUGAUACAGUCAAUGGACUGCUGAACAUCCCAUCCGAGGCGGGCUAUCGAGCCUUUGAUGUUUUCUACUAUCUCCUUACAUCUGCCUCAACUCCCGCUGAGAGAGAGUUCUUGGGGCUUCAAAGUCCAUCUUCAUACACUCUUUUGUCGAGGUCAGGCACCUAUGAUCCACCUUCCUACCUCCCAACUGCCGAUGAUGGUGCCUCCGCCGAUGAUUUUCGCCAAGCACUCAAGGAUAUUGGUAUCAAAGGCUCUGCUCAUAGAAACUUCAUUUCCACAUUGGCUGGUUUGCUGAAGCUCGGAAAUACUCUGGAUUAUGGCGUAGAAUCGGAUACACUGGAAGAAAUUUGCGAAGAUGUCAGUGGCCUCUUGGGUAUCGAUCCUGAGACUCUUCUCAGACAGUGCAGCACUGAGGACCGAUGGACAUUUAUUGGAGGGCUUUACGAGUCUCUCGUGGACUGGGUAAUUUCCAAAGCAAAUGAGGCCAUCGGCGCGCAAAUGCUCCGUAUCAGGAAUGGGGACGAGUCUCCCGAUGGUCGAGGGGUGAGAACUCCAACUUCCGACCAAGAUUCUGGGGAUACUGUCUCCAUCACCGUAAUGGAGGUGCCCCAAAUCACCUUGGGCAAGGCACUCUCCAUGCGCUCUGUUUUUGAUGAUUCUCAAGGCAUCAAUACGGAAAUGAUUGAAGACGGUGUCAAUGUAUCACCUGCGGGCUCCUCAGUUCUUCGGGAGAUGCAGCAGGCUGUGGCAGAUGUCAGUCCGGAUUUGGGUAUCAUGACGACUCCAGAGGGCCGUGAACGACAGCACGAGCUGGAGAAGCGCGAGGUCGUCCUUGAAAAGAUUGCCUACGCAGCAGAAGAAGGCGGCUUUCUUCGCAAGCUGCUCUUCCCCAUCAAUGGUGAAGGCAUUAACCUUGGACGUGCUGGGCGUUUCGAUUUGCCUGCCGUAUUGGGGUCCAAUCGCUUGUGGUAUCACCUAUCUCUACACCCAACUGACGACUCCCCCACACAGCUUGCCGCUCUGCCAUCUGUUACUUCUGCCUGGUCGGCAGGCACUGUCUCGCGUCAGCUGCGCUCAUGGAGAUUGCCAGAAUGGGCGAAUCGACGCAAUCGAAACCUUGAUUUCACUGCCGACUUUGACCUUGACGAGUUUGUCCGCCGUUAUUCGAUUCUGGGCUGCAAGGAUGGCAAAGAUGGCAUCGAAAGCUGGGCUCUUGAACGAGGUUGGAGCAACGGAGAGGUUUUCGUUGGUAAAGACCGCGUAUGGAUGCGAGAAGGUGCUUGGUGGGAGGCUGAGAGCAUGCUCGACCUGAAGCCCGAGCACAACGACAUGAACAUGCCGGCCAUGAACGUCAACCCCUUUGGAUCCGGCUUUGACACUGGCUACUCCGCUAAUGGAAGUAGCUACUUCCCACAGCAAGGACUCGAGCCCAGCUUCAACGGCAGCAAUGACCACCUUGUACACUCUCGCAAUUUUAGUCAAAGCCAACUGGGUCUUGGACAAAGCCCACAUCCUGCUCCAUCUGUGGCGCCUUCAGCAAUGCGUAACGUCAGUAAUGGUGACUAUGGACUAGGCAACAAGGGCGACACUUACAAAGAUGACAUCUAUUACAACCCUGAAGGCGACUUCACUGGCACUAUGGACCCGGAACUCGCUAAGAACAAGAAGAUUCAGACGAAACAAGUCUCGAUGGGUCGCCGUGUGUGGGUUGGAUUUGUCUGGGCCUUGACAUUCUGGAUUCCGUCGCCAUUAUUGCGAUAUAUCGGUCGCAUGAGACGUCCUGAUGUUCGGAUGGCGUGGAGAGAAAAGUUUGUUCUGGUGUUUCUGAUCUUCCUCAUCAAUGCCAUUAUUGUUUUUUGGAUUAUUGAGUUUGGGCGCCUUCUCUGUCCCAAUUUUGAUAAAGCCUGGAGCAGGAGAGAGGUCGCAACACAUCAAGGCGGAGACGACUUCUGGGUCAGUCACUAUGGCAAAGUCUACGACAUUACCAAGUUUUACAAGCAGCAACACAGUGACACUGAUGUCAAGACCACGACGGAAAACAUGAUGCCUCUGGCUGGAUACGACUUGGACAACUACAUUUUCCCACCUCUGAACGAGGUAUGCAAAGGCCUAGGCAUCGCGGAGACGACAAGGUUGAUUCAGAAUAAUACUGCGGAGUUCAGUACUGCAGUUCACACCUCGGGUUUCUACGGCAAUCCUACCAGCAAGCUGCAUGAUUCCCUGUGGUACUGGAACGUUUUUGAGCCCAAAAUAAAGGAGUACUACAAAGGUGACCUUGUCUGGAGUGAGGGCGAUGUCAAGUCUCAAGGAAACGAGAUGCAGCGCGCAUGGGGAAUGUACGGUAAUCAGAUCUUUGAUCUUACGGAUUAUUUCCACACACUGGAUAUUUAUAAGAAUGCCGCCAUGUAUAAAUUCCUGGACGAGAGCGUUACCGACAUUUUCAAGAAUAAUCCUGGUCAGGAGGUCAAGUCACUCCUGGACCAGGUCAUUCAAAACUCAGUUGGAAACCAGACUCAGCACGCCCAGGUCAUGAACAGUUGGCUCUGCAUUCAGCGAAACUUUUACAAGGGUAUUACGGACUUCCGUGACACGCCGAGAUGCACGGUGAACAACUGGAUCCUCCUGGCCUUCACUAUUAUCAUCUGCUCUGUCAUCUUGGUUAAGUUUAUUGCAGCGCUUCGCUUCGCGUCUAAACGACGACCCUCACCACAAGACAAGUUUGUCAUCUGCCAGGUUCCCGCUUACACAGAAGGUGAAGACUCCUUGCGGAAGGCGUUGGAUUCUCUCACAGCGCUACAAUAUGACAACAAACGAAAGCUGAUUUGUGUAAUUUGCGACGGUGUUAUCGUGGGUCAAGGUAAUGAUCGCCCAACGCCAAAGAUUGUUCUUGAUAUUCUGGGUGUGGACCCCAAAGUCGACCCUCCUGCGUUGCCUUUCAAAUCCGUUGGUCCUGGUAGUGAGCAGCUCAAUUACGGCAAGGUCUACUCGGGACUCUACGAGUACGAAGGUAACGUCGUUCCGUACCUCGUUGUCGUCAAAGUCGGCAAGGAGUCUGAGCAGGGUAAGACAAAGCCUGGUAAUCGUGGCAAACGUGACUCCCAGAUCCUCCUCAUGAGCUUCCUCAACCGAGUUCACCAUCGGGCUCCAAUGAAUCCUCUAGAGCUCGAAAUGUUCCAUCAGAUUAACAACAUUAUUGGCGUGGACCCCGAAUUAUAUGAGUACAUGCUCAUGGUGGAUGCCGAUACGUCAGUUAGCGAGGACUCCCUGAACCGUCUCGUGUCCGCUUGUGCCAACAAUGCCAAGAUCGCCGGUAUCUGUGGUGAGACGAGCCUGGAGAAUGACGAGAAGUCUUGGACAACCAUGAUUCAAGUUUACGAGUACUUCAUUUCUCACCACCUUGCCAAGGCAUUCGAGUCUCUCUUCGGCAGUGUUACUUGCUUGCCCGGAUGUUUCACCAUGUAUCGUCUGCGGACCGUGGACAAAGGCAAACCUCUACUCAUUUCUGAUGCUGUUAUCAAAGAAUACGCCGUCUGUGACGUUGAUACGCUGCAUCAGAAGAACCUGCUGUCUCUUGGUGAGGAUCGUUACCUGACCACACUAAUGACAAAACAUUUCCCAUACAUGUCGUACAAGUUUAUUGGAGACGCUCAAUGCAAAACUGCCGCACCAGAAUCGUGGAGCGUUCUGCUUUCUCAGCGUCGUCGUUGGAUCAAUUCCACGAUUCACAACCUGGUAGAGCUAAUGCGCUUAAAGGAAAUGUGCGGUUUCUGCUGCUUCAGUAUGCGCUUUGUCGUCUUCAUUGAUCUCUUUGGAACCAUCAUCUUGCCGGCUACAUGUGUGUAUCUGGGUUACUUGAUCUACCGCGUGGCUUCGCAUACUGGACCGUUCCCAACCAUUUCUAUUGCAAUGUUGGCAGCCGUGUAUGGCCUGCAAGCAUUGGUUUUCAUCCUCAAGAGACAAUGGCAACACAUUGGUUGGAUGAUUAUCUACAUCAUUGCGUUCCCCAUUUACUCUUUCAUCCUCCCAAUCUACUCAUUCUGGAACCAAGAUAACUUCUCUUGGGGCAACACUCGUGUCGUCAUUGGAGAGAAGGGCAACAAACAGGUAGUUGCAGUCGACGAUGAGGGAUUCGAUCCUCGUUCUGUUCCACUGCAACGAUGGGAUGAUUACGCUCUGGCCAAUAACCUCCCCGGUCGCCGUGGCGGAUAUCAAGAGAAGCAAGACUACGGUUACCCCGAUCAGUACGAGAUGGACGAGAUUAAGUCGGUAUACUCCGCGGCUCCUCAGGGUUCAGUGUUGACGGGAAUGGGUGGACGCAAUACCUAUAUGCCACCUCAGUCACCAGCUCCCUUUGCCAACAUGAAUCGUGCACCUACCGCACAGGGCCAGUAUCACGACGCCCCUGCGUCCAUCCGCAGACAGUCCAUGAUGUCUAUGGGAACCCAGAUGCAGGACAUGAACCGCAGCCAAUCACCAUACCAGGAUUUCCCAGCAAACCGGGGUAGUGUUAUGAACUUGCGCGGGCAAGGAAACAUGACACCCGCCCCGGGCAUGGCUGGCAAUCGAUCAUCAUCUGCCAUAGGUUACGCGGGUGGUAAUCGUCCCCCAAUGGGCCAGAACGUGUCGACGACUUCGUUUGACUUCCAGCGCGGCCACAUCGCGGCUGAUGACACUGCCAUUGUGGAAGCAAUCCAGUCUGUGCUUCGUGAAGUUGAUCUCGACACGGUUACCAAGAAGCAAGUGCGAGCCCUUGUUGAGCAGCGUCUGCAGACAGAGUUGAGCGGGGAAAGACGUACAUUCAUGGACCGACAGAUUGAUCGCGAGCUUGAGAACAUGUAA